This is a messenger RNA of Diabrotica virgifera virgifera (western corn rootworm), 1293 nucleotides long. RefSeq lists its product as uncharacterized. The transcript is spliced from 5 exons. Bases 1 to 1293 code for a protein of 430 amino acids. The record is from RefSeq and is a predicted model, not a curated record. Gene Ontology annotation, molecular function: nucleic acid binding. NCBI's taxonomy places the organism in Eukaryota, Metazoa, Arthropoda, Insecta, Coleoptera, Chrysomelidae.
AUGUCACCUAAGAAUUUAAAUAGUCGUUGUAGAGAGAUGGUUCAUUAUUUUGAACAGGAACGUGAUAAUAACGGCCCCAUUCUACCCUUGACUGCUGUUAGAGAACGUGUAGCUGCAGCUUUAAAUUUAAAUAUUUCAACUGUAAGUUCGAUUUCUCAGGCUGUAAAAACUAAUACACUUCAUUCACCGCCCAAAAAACAUACCAGGCCUAAGAAAGUUACCAAUACUGAUUUAAUAAAUACAAUCGAAAUUCGUAAUACAAUUUACAGUAUGUAUGAACGAAAAGAACAUGUCACUUUGGACUCUCUAUUGACUCAACUGAAGGAAAAAAAACUGUUUAGUGGAUGUCGUGCGUCACUCAGUACUGUACUGAACGAGAUUGGUUUUAAAUUUCGCAAAGAUGAUCCAAGACGAGGACUGAUGGAACAGUCUCAUAUUGCGGUGAAGAGAGCUGAAUUUUUGAGAUUAUAUCAAAAUUAUAAAGAUGAAGGACUAUACAAGUUUGUUUUUAUAUAUGAAACUUGGAUUUUUCAGAAUGGAUCUAUAUGUCGCUCUUGGCAAGAUGACAAUAAAAGAAGCGUAAGAUCCAUUAAAACUGAUGAAAAACGUUACAUUAUUCUUCAUGCUGGUAAUGAAAAUGGCUUCAUUGAGGGUGCGGAGGCUAUAUUUUCCUCUAAAUCGACUUUAUUGGACUACCAUGGGGAAAUGAAUCAAGAAAAUUUUUUAUUGUGGUUUGAAAAUCAACUACUAAAAAGUUUGUCCGAACCAUCCCUAAUUAUAAUGGAUAAUGCUCCAUACCAUAGCAUGUUGUUGGAAAAAGCCCCAAACACAUCUUCAACUAAGAGUGACAUAAAAGUUUGGUUAACUAACAAAAACCUACCUUUUAAUGACACAAUGUUGAGAAACGAGCUUUUGCAGAUUGUUGCGCAAAACAAACCAACUCCAAAAUAUAUUGUGGAUGAUUUAGCAGAACAAUAUGGCCAUAAAAUAUUACGUCUGCCACCAUACCACUGUAUUUUCAAUGCAAUAGAAUUAAUAUGGGGAACUGCCAAAACUUAUUAUAAUAAACAUGUUGGUAGAGAUGGCUAUAAAGAAUGUGAUGCUUUAAAGAUGUGGAAAGAAGCUCUACAAACAAUUACACCUCAGAAAUGGCAAAAUUGUAUUAGACAUACAGAAAAUAUAAUUAAACAGUGGUAUGACAGAGAACGUAUAAUAGAUAGACAGGAAAUUCUACCUAUUAUAAUUAAUUUAGAUGGUGAUAGUGAUUCCAGUAGCGACAUGGACAGUGACUAG